Molecule: messenger RNA, 123 nt
Organism: Funneliformis mosseae
Lineage: Eukaryota; Fungi; Glomeromycota; Glomeromycetes; Glomerales; Glomeraceae
Source: the annotation of a GenBank genome assembly
AUGGAGAGUCUCACAUAUUUAUCUCGAAUGCUUACUGUUGAACAACUUAAGGAUAAAAUAUAUGUAUCAUCAAUGUUUCAGAGUACUCCUCGUUUAUUCAAAAAUAAAUUCACGCUCUUGAAG